GCACAAAACUAAAAAGAUCAUCUAUCUGGGCUCUGGGCUUAUUACGAAUUUCAUCAAGCAUCUGCGAACUCAAACGCAAACGCGCUACGAACAUGGAACAAGAAGCGGCGGAGACACUGGUUCAGGCGGCGAGCUCCGAUGGGUCGAACCCGAAGGGGCCAGACGAGUCGGAGGCUGUGAACCGGGCAAGGAAAUUGCUGUUUCGGCGGAUGCUAGUGGGGAUAAGAGAUGGGCGGUUUUUCUUGGGAAAUUUUCACUGCAUUGACAAACAAGGAAACAUCAUUCUUCAAGAUGCAGUGGAGUAUCGUAGCACGCGGCGGUCUUCGCCUUCUCCGAUGGAGCAGCGGUUCCUCGGUCUCAUUCUUAUCCCUUCUUCUUGCCGUGUCUCUUGUCAUGUUGGUUGCUCUGUUGAAGAACAAUUGUCUCUGCUUUCAUUCUAGGAAGAAAACUAGACAUAUUAGGGUCCUGUUGCUAUUGGGAUAUCUAGAACAAGUGUUUGAGUAUGUUUGAUUUUAUGAAUAAUGUUAAAACUGUUUUGCAAUCCUAUGUUGUUUUUAGCUUUCAUAAAGCUUCAUUCAUGUCAGAUUGUUUCUGAGCAUUGUGUGGCUACCCAUGAAUUCGAUUUUUCUUUCGUAGAUGUUCGUC
Molecule: messenger RNA, 645 nt
Organism: Prunus persica (peach)
Lineage: Eukaryota; Viridiplantae; Streptophyta; Magnoliopsida; Rosales; Rosaceae
Exons: 1
Coding region: 93-440 (115 amino acids)
Cellular component (GO): NatC complex
Source: RefSeq, a predicted model, not a curated record